This is a messenger RNA of Trematosphaeria pertusa, 1374 nucleotides long. RefSeq lists its product as uncharacterized. Gene Ontology annotation, biological process: transcription by RNA polymerase II. NCBI's taxonomy places the organism in Eukaryota, Fungi, Ascomycota, Dothideomycetes, Pleosporales, Trematosphaeriaceae. The transcript has a single exon. The record is from RefSeq and is a predicted model, not a curated record. Gene Ontology annotation, cellular component: nucleus. The coding region runs from base 1 to 1374 and encodes 457 amino acids.
AUGUCUUUCGCAAGGGGAGAGCGCGUACACUUUGACUUCGACUCAGGAGUGGUCGACAAAGUCGAUUCGGAGGAUGGUAGACCUCCUGCGCCAGCUUCCACCGCCUUCGUUGGCGAUAUCUUGGAACGCCCUGCAGCAGCUAGUCCGCCGGUAGCGCCGAUGCCAAAGGCCAACACCACAGGAUUUCCGGCGCACAAGAAGCGCGUCCCUAGAGUCUCGGCUUUCAAGCAACAGCGAGCCGCAACGGGCCGGGGUGCGCAAGCAAAUGGAGCUUCGGAACCGCCUGGCGCACAUAUGAAUGCGAGCGAAGAGAGGAGCCAGAUCGAUGAAGAGAAUAGGCAGAGACUAGCUGGAAUGUCAGCCGCUGAGAUUGAGCAGGAGCGCAACGACCUGCUUUCGAGUCUUAGUCCUUCAUUGAUCCAGAAGCUGCUCAAUAGAGCGAACAUUGACGAGGGAAGCAAUGAGCGGGAUCUUGGCCUGGAGCUGCCUGCUGCGCCUGCGACUGACGACAUCGAACCAGAAACGAAGCCUUCGCGCUCAAAGAAGGUUUCUUUUGCAGCUCAAGAAGUAGACACUUCAGAGUCUCCACCCUCUCAGCAGCUAGAACCUACACCCGUCGCUUCGUCCACGCCAGCAUCCACGGAGUCAGACGUAGCCACUUCAAUCCAACCCGACUCUGACUCAAUACACUUCCCUAAAUCACCUCAACCCCCCGACCUCGACCCCGACGACCCCGGCUUCCUCAAGAACCUCCACGAAAAAUACUUCCCCAACCUUCCUUACGACCCAUCAUCCCUCUCCUGGAUGGCGCCCAUCGACCCCGCCGACAAGUCCUCCCCCUACCACCCCUCACAGAUCGCAUUCAACGCCUCAGACCUACGCUUCGAUUUCAAGGGAAGCUUGCUCGCGCCGAGCGUAGCACGAGAGAUACCGGUGAACAAGGGUCUGCAUCAUCAUGCGGAUGCGCCUGAAGCUGCGGGAUAUACAAUACCGGAGUUGGCGGUCAUGGCUAGGAGUGCGGUGCCGGCGCAGCGAUGCGUGGCGUAUCAGACCUUGGGAAGGAUAUUGUAUCGGCUAGGUCAGGGAGAGUUUGGCUGGGAGAAGGAGAAAAGGCAGGCUGAUGGACCAGUUAAGGUGGCUAAGGAUCCGAAUCAGGACGAGGAAGAGGAUGAGGAUGAGGUGGAGAUAGAUAUGGAGGAUGCGGGUAGCGCUAUGGCGGCGGGGCUGUGGCAUUGCGUUGAGGAGGGAAGGGUGAUCGAAACAUUGACGGAGGAGGCGGGAAGAGAGAAGGGCCAUUUGACGGCAAAGACAUAUGCUCAAGAGGCCCUGUGGAAUUGGCGGAGAGGUGGAGGGAGAAAGAGGCAGGCCGUAUGA